CCCCCGGUCUCCUCAGUUUUACUCCAUCCAGCUGUAGUUGGGACUGCCAGCUCCCGUGUCUUGCCCCACCAUUUCCAGAAACCAGGUGGGAGAGAACAUCACUUUUAUUUGAGAAGUCUCAAGGGUCAGUCAGUAGGACCGGCUGGGAGGCUGGUCCUGCUGGAGGCCACACCCACCUCCCCCAUCCUGAGGCCAGUGUGGACUCCCAGGUGACAGGGUUGAGGUAGUGGUGCCUGGGCCUCUGGCUGCAGGCUUUGUCAAGGGCAGGCUUUGUCACUGCCCUCCAGACCCUCAGGAGGAGAGCUGGUCAAAGCCUGCCCCAGGGAGCCUGAGCUCCCUUCCUCCUCCCCCUCCCCUGUCUCAGUCUUCCAGCCAUCUCCUCUGCCAUCUCCUCUUCCCUUCCUUUUUGAGAAAUCCGUCCUGGAUCAGGGGUUAGAACCUGGGGCCACACUGCUGUCCCAAUGCUGUUGUCACCCAAACCCAAUGGGCCAAGCCUACCAAAUUGGAAGUCUUAGGAGCCUUGUUGGCAGCCGCUCUUCAGAGGCUCCUCCUGCGUCUUGCUCCCUUCCACCCCCCCUGGUCCCCCAGCCUAGGUCCCUGACCCUCUUCCCCCUCCUCAGGCACCUGAAGCAAGCCUCCUGCCCUCUUCCCCAGUCUGAACACCACUGAAAACAUGUGUCUCUUCUCCUUGCCUUCAGUGGCUCCCCACGGCUCUGGAUGAAGACCUUGUUCUAAUAGCCCACAAGGCUCCUUCGUGAACCUCCCCCACGCCCCCAUCCUCAGCCUCCUUGAGGUUGAAAAGCUCCAAGCUCCAGAGGCCGUUCUGCUUCUUCCGAAGGGGAGGUUGAUCUGAGUGCCCUUAGGAUGGGCGCACCUGCAUCUGGGGGCCUGACUGCCUGCACAGCCGCCAGAGCUCUCACAAGGGGCUUCAGGGCUGCCCUGUCACUGGUGGGGUUGUAGCCGAGACUCCGCUGGCUCAGGCCAGGGGUCUGCUCUGCCACCAACUCUGGGCCCACUGAGGUAGUAUCACUCAGCACCUGCUGUGGGGCUAGCUGGGAUAUCAGGGGGCUUUGGGGCUCCAGGCCCCUGAGCUGCCCUCUUCCGAGCCAGAAGCCGUGGAACCAGGACUUUGUGACCCUGGAGAAGGCUCAACCUCCCUGCAUCUCACUUUGCUAGUCCUUAAAUGGGUGUCACUAUGCUUAACCUCUGGAGUCCUUGUGAAGGUUCAAAGAGGGCCUGAGGAGAGAGGGUGGGGGCUUGGGAAAUGUUUGUGAGUGAUUCACGUCACUCUAGCCACCAAGCCCAUCCCCCCAGCACAGAACACAGGAAGGAGGGAUCCCUGGGUGGCGCAGCGGUUUGGCGCCUGCCUUUGGCCCAGGGCACGAUCCUGGAGACCUGGGAUCGAAUCCCACGUCGGGCUCCCGGUGCAUGGAGCCUGCUUCUUCCUCUGCCUGUGUCUCUGCCUCUCUCUCUCUCUCUCUCUGUGACUAUCAUAAAUAAAUAAAAAAAUUUAAAAAAAAUUAAAAAAAGCUUUAAAAAAAAAAAAAAAAAACACAGGAAGGAGGUGGGGUGGGAUCAAGGGGCCUAUUUUACAGCCAGAGAAGGUGAGGCUAGGAGGGUAAGAUGAAUGAGCCGGUCUGGCUGCAGUUCAGUCCCUGAUUCCGUACCACCCUAGAAGCUGGGGAUGGUUCCCAGCUAUAAGAAAACCCAGGCACUGAGGCCCAAAGGGCACCCUCCCCUUUUCCCACAUCUCCAGUGCUGUCUAUCCCCCAGCACUGCAACCUGUCUCUGAGGUACCAGAGUCCCUUUCCCCAUCAGGCCCCUCAUUCAGCCACCCUCAGAUCUAGGCAGUGCCACUUCCCAGUCUCUCCGGAGCUUCCCAGAGAGUCCCAGAGCCAUCCUGGUCCAGGUACCCCACCCUACUCUACCCAUGUAAAUGCAACAGCCCCUCCCCCCAGCAACCUGAAACUGCCCAGAGGCCCAGGGACCUAGAUCAUGACCUGGCCUGGGAACCCUGCUCACUCCAAAAGCAACUGCCUACUGUCGCCCCCUACCACCCAUGUCCAGCUUUUAUAGCUCCACUGGGAAGUUUGCUCCCAGUGUCCCUCCCGGGCUUCCGCAGCCCCUGCCCACCCUCAGGUCAAACUGGUCCCGUGGAGGGCUCCCCUCCCCCAACUAUAAGAUGCCUGACAGCUGAGUCUUAGGGCCCUGGCUCCGCCCAGCAGAGGGCGCCCGGGAGUGUCAGUCUUGAAGGGAGAUGGAAGGACAGGCCAGCCUAUCGGUGCCGUCGUCCACUUGGCGGGGCUGCCCCAGCGGGAGGCAGGCUGAUGAGAGACCGGGUUUAUGAUGACCAGGCUGACCCUCUCCAGGUGGCUUACAGUCAGCUGAGUCCGGCCAGGUGCCUGCCCACCAUCCUGCAGUUGUCCAGCACCAGCCUCAUCACCGGACUGGGAGAGGGGAGAUCAGGCUCCUGGGCAUAUGUCCCAUCCUGGCCUCCUGACUCCUCCGUGCACCCCUCAACCCCAGGAUUGGCCGCUGCUACCGUAUCUGUCCCCUGACCAAGACCAGGGCAGCCAGGUGCACGCCCCAGGCUCUUGUGCAAGGAUCAAAUGCGCCAGCUCUGGUUCCUCACUGCCAAUGCCCCGUGAGCUUGGAACCCCAGGAUCCCUCCAUAGCCCUCCCUCCACAUGCUCGCCCCAGCGAACACCUCCCCUGCCUACACCCCAAGGCAGACCCUGGCCUGCCCUACUUUGGGCUUCUGGUUCCUCAGCUCCAUUUGUGGAGCCUCCUGUCCAAGUUCAUGGCGGCACUUUGCAGACCAGCCCCCAGCCCCCAGGAAAGCUCCAGACAGAAAGGGGAGUGGAGAGGGGUGGUGGAAACACCUCCUGGGGGCUGUGGGGGAACAGGGCUUGCGAGGGUGGGACCCGCCAAACUACGAGUUCCCGGCUGUAGUGUUUUCACAUAGGGUGGCUAGCCCUGGAGCCUGGGAAGUCACUAGCUUGUCGCCAGGAUCCAGUUCUUUAGCUGACCUUCAUUGGGCACCCACUGUAUGACCUUGGCCAAUAAUCACUUGUUUCAUUAGUUCAUUUCCCUCGUUCACCAAACACUGGGAGGGUCAGUCAGCCUGUAACCUGCCUGUGCUGGCUGGUCCCAGAGACCCAGAGAGGACCCACUCCCACCAUCCCUGGUCUCCCAGGACUCCUGUUCCAAGUGGGGGACCCUCAUCUGGGAAUGUGACCCAAGAUCACUGCACCCUGCCAGUGCAGGGAUGGGGUUGGGCAGGCACAAAGGCACUAGAAUCCUCAAGCUGUACAUCUUAGACACAAAAAGGCAGAGUCAUUCCCAACUGUGUGGCCUGCGGCCUCCAUGGGCAGGGAAGUAAUGAACGGCUCCAGCCGGGAAUGCAGGGUCCUCAGGACAGACCGGACCCUUCUGCACCCUCGCUAUUGCUGGGCAUCGCCUGGGAGGUUUAGGAAUCUGAUGCUCCACCAUGGAUCUGAGGCAGAUCCUGCACUUUAAUUGGGGUCCCAGGGUGACUCAUGGGCACAUUAGAAUCACCUUGAGUGUUAAGAAGUCCCUAGGCUCAGGGCACCUAGCUGGCUCAGUCGGAGUGUGAGUCUUGAUCCCGGGGUUGUGACUUCAAGCCCCAAGUUGGGUGUAGGGGUCACUUAAACUUAAAAGAAAUCCCCAGGCUCAGGCCAGUUAAGUCAGGAUCUCCAGGAGCUUCGUUCCAUCUUUUUGCAAACUCCUAAAGCUAUCUGCACAUAUACCUAAACUGGAGACUCAGGGCUCUGCACACUCUCCUGAAGUCACUGACCUCCCACAGACCAAGCCCUGCACUUAGGGCUCGCCUCACACCCCCACAGCACAAGUCUUGCCUGCUCCCUUCACCCCCUCUCCACUGCUCUGCCCGCUGUCCCCAUUUCCCUCCUGGCCCUCAGGCACCCUCCCCUGCCCCGCAGAGAGUGAGGCCUAAGCUACUGCCCCCCACCCCACCACCACAUCUGCCAUCCCAGCUGGGCCCUCUGCCUGCCGUGGCUGUCCUCAACCCAUGUGACAUCUGCCCCUGUAUGUAAUAGGGAAGUCUUGCUCAGAGCUGAGAAUCCAACAGUGGGGAAGUGUGGAAAUGAGGCAGGCGGAUGAGGCAACAAGGGCCAGCAGAAGGGCCUCACCCAUCAUGCUCCCCCAACUCCCGAGCCUCCUGGCCCAGAGCUGACCAUGCCCCUAACUCACAGAGCACUCCCCCGCCCAAGAAGGCCCUCAGGGCCUGGCACCAAGUCCUCCCUGGAGACCAGAAGUCAGCCAGCCCCCAGAACCACACAGAGUCAAGAAACUGGUCACCGUGUUGGGCAUGUGCUGACAGCCGAUGCACAAAGCACAGAAACCAUGGAGACAGUAGCAGGCAGGACAGGAACUCAAGUGCCAGACAGGAUCUGGGGACAGGCAAGGUCUGUCUCCGCCUCCUUUCCUUCCUCCUCUGCCCUCCCCACCCGGCCAGCAUCCCCUACCCCCGUGGGGCCCGUGGAGCAGAAGCCUCAGUCACUUCCUGAAGGCAGCGGCCCAGCUUGGGUCCCACUUGCCCUGUGGCCCAUCACCCGCCUGCAGCCAUGGGGAGCCAUCAGGACUUCCGGAGCCUUCAAGCAAAGUUCCAGGCCUCUCAGCUCCAGACCAGCGAACUCCCCAAAAAACCCCCAAAGCCUGAGUUCAACAAACUCCUAAAGAAGUUUCCACCACCUGAGCAAAGCGAGCACCCCAAGAAGCUCCCACAGCCAGAGUUCCACACAGUACCCAAGAAGCCCCCGCAGCCCCAUUGCACCGAUCUCCCCAGAAAGCCCUCCAAACCUGAGUCGAGUGAACCCUCCAAAAAGUUCCCACAGUUCGAGACCCCUCAGAAAGCCCCACGGCCUGAGCCUAGCAGGCCCCCACUGGAGCCCAAGCCCAGUGCCUUCCCUAAGAAGCUCCAGCAGCUGGAGCCCAAUGGGACCACCCCAGAGCCUUCACAGCCCGAUUUUAAUACCCUUCCCAAGAAGCCCCCUCAGCCCGACUUCAACGUGCACCCUAGAAAGCCCCUGCAGUCUGAGGUCAGUGGCCUCCCUAAGAAAUCCCUGCCACAGCCUGAGUUCAGUGAGGUCCCUCAGACGCCCCCCUGGAAGUCAGAGUCCAAUGAGCACCAGCCCCACUGCUCAGAGCCCGACUUCAGUACAUUUCCCAGAAAGAUCCCAGCCCCUCAGCUGAGUGACCUCCCCAACAAGCUCCUGCACCCUGAUUUUGGUGACCUCACCAGGAGGUCCUCAGAGCCUGAAGUCAGUGUGUUUCCCAAGCGGCCACGGCAGUCUGAAUUCAAAGCACCCUCCAAGAAGCUCCUGCAGCCUGAGCUGGGGGCCCUCACCAGGGUGUCCUCAGAGCCCGAGUUUGGCCUCCUCCCCAGGAAGUUGCUGCAGCCUGAGUGCCAGCAGCCCCCUCGAAAGUUCUCACAGCCCGAGCCCAGUGCUCUGCCCAAGAAGCACCUGCACACGGAGUUCUUUGGUGAUCUCCCUAAAAAGCCCCCACUCCCUGGCUCCGUCUCCGAGAGCUCACUCCCCGCUGCUGUUGCGGGCUCCCGCCCCAGGCUCCCACUCAGCCCUGGCUUUGGAGCCAGGGAGCAGAGAUCAGGAGCUCGCUCUCACAGUGGAGGCUUGAGGCUGGGCCUCCAGCCUGGCCACCCACCCCGGCGGAGGCCUCUGCCCCCAGUAAACAGCCUAGGCCCCCCCCCAACCAAGCCCCCACUGCCCCCUGGCCCCAGGGAUGUCCAGAGCUUCCGAAGAGCCGCAGCCGCAGCCACAGCUCUGAGGAGGACCCGUUCUUCUGCUGGGAUCCACCUCCAGGCCCGACAGACUCAAGACAUCCUGCAGGACCCGGACGAGGCCUAUGAGCUGUAUGACGACGUGGAGCCCACGGACAACUCCAGCCCCAGCCCCAUGGGCAGAGAUGAAGUACCAUUUACCCAGCAACCCCCCAGGCCACCACAAGAUCCAGAACUCAGGAAGGAAAAGGCCCCCCAGCCACAGCAGUUGCCACCCACAGACCUGAAGUCCCUGAAGCAGAUCCGGAAGGCAGAGAAAGCCGAGAGGGAGUUCCGGAAAAAGUUCAAGUUUGAGGGGGAGAUAGUGAUUCAAACAAGGAUGAUGAUCGAUCCCAACGCCAAGACACGUCGUGGGGGUGGCAAGCACCUGGGGAUCCGGCGUGGGGAGAUCCUGGAGGUGAUCGAGUUCACAAACAAGGACGAGAUGCUGUGCCGGGACACCAAGGGCAAAUAUGGCUACGUACCCAGAACAGCUCUACUGCCCCUGGAAACGGAGGUGUAUGAUGAUGUUGGCUUCUGCGGUAUGUAGAUGCUCUGGGUGGGCUGGAAGGGACCACAGUGCCUGGAAAGAGGUAACCCCCCACUCCACCAUCCCAUUUCCCUGGGGCUGCUCAUUAGCUGUGUAUGGGGAGAGGAGUCACUCCAAGUCACCCUUCCUCGGCAGAACCUCUGGAGAGCCAACCAUUCCCCCAGGGAAGAUAAGGCCCACAGGUGUGGGUCCCCAGGACAACCUGUCAGCCCAGCCACCCACUAAAGCAGGAGUUUUGGAGACCAGACUGGCAAUCACAGAACCACCCAGGCUCAUGCCUGACUACAUACAUGAACCACAUAAAGCUCCUAUUUAAAGCGA
Nyctereutes procyonoides (raccoon dog) is the source of this 6692-nucleotide messenger RNA. RefSeq names its product PML-RARA regulated adaptor molecule 1 (gene PRAM1). The transcript is spliced from 9 exons. The record is from RefSeq and is a predicted model, not a curated record. NCBI's taxonomy places the organism in Eukaryota, Metazoa, Chordata, Mammalia, Carnivora, Canidae. Gene Ontology annotation, biological process: integrin-mediated signaling pathway; T cell receptor signaling pathway; protein localization to plasma membrane. Gene Ontology annotation, cellular component: plasma membrane. Gene Ontology annotation, molecular function: protein binding. The coding region runs from base 4608 to 6371 and encodes 587 amino acids.